AUGUCAGCUCGGUCAUGUGAUCAGCUGUGUCCAAUCACAGCUGAUCACAUCUGUCACCCUGACAGCUCGAGAGGAGAGCCGGUAAUCGGCUUUCCGCGGAGGGGACAUGUAAACUGAUCAUCAGGGCACUGAUGAUUAGUGUGCCCUGAUGAUCAGUGUAGCCCCAGCAGUGCCACCUGUGCCUUAUGUCAGUGCUCUUCAGUGCCUCGUGCCAGUGUCCAUCAGUGCCACAUCAGUGCCACAUAUCAGUGCCUACCAGUGCACAUCAAUUCCACAUAUCAGUGCCCAUCUGAGCUGCCUUUCAAUGUCACCCAUCAGCGCCAGU
Staurois parvus is the source of this 325-nucleotide messenger RNA. The record is from the annotation of a GenBank genome assembly. Lineage: Eukaryota; Metazoa; Chordata; Amphibia; Anura; Ranidae.